Messenger RNA from Sinocyclocheilus rhinocerous, 1026 nucleotides. RefSeq names its product gastrula zinc finger protein XlCGF8.2DB-like. Gene Ontology annotation, biological process: regulation of transcription by RNA polymerase II. NCBI's taxonomy places the organism in Eukaryota, Metazoa, Chordata, Actinopteri, Cypriniformes, Cyprinidae. Gene Ontology annotation, molecular function: DNA-binding transcription factor activity, RNA polymerase II-specific; RNA polymerase II cis-regulatory region sequence-specific DNA binding. The record is from RefSeq and is a predicted model, not a curated record. The annotation marks the transcript as partial. The transcript has a single exon.
UUGUCUCUUUUCACCUCAGACCUGAUGCCGCUGAAAGAGGAGAGUCAAGAACUGAAUGAUGUGAAGGAAGAGAAACAUAAUUUCACAACUGCAAACGAUAUUUUAGUUGUUCAGACUAAAAUGUCUUCCUCACGAAAAAGAGCUCAAACAACUAGAUCUAGAAGUUAUUUCACCUGUCAACAGUGUGGAAAGUGUUUUACACAUAAAGCAACAAUUAAUGCCCACAUGAGAGUUCACACUGGGGAGAAACCUUUUACCUGCCCUCGGUGUGGAAAGAGUUUCACAGUUAAAGAAAAUCUAAAUACUCACAUGAGGAUUCACACUGGAGAGAAGCCUUACACCUGCCAACAGUGCGGAAAGAGUUUUACUAAAAAAGAAAGGCUUAAAAUCCACAUGAGGAUUCACACUGGAGAAAAUCCUUACACCUGCCAACAGUGUGGAAAACGUUUCACUGAAAAAGGAAACCUUGACGUCCACAUGAGAAUACACACUGGAGAGAAACCUUUCACCUGCCAACAGUGUGGAAAACAUUUCACUGAAAAAGGAAACCUUGACGUCCACAUGAGAAUACACACUGGAGAGAAACCUUUCACCUGCCAACAGUGUGGAAAGAGUUUCACAGUUAAAGGAAAUCUAAAUACUCACAUGAGGAUUCACAUUGGAGAGAAGCCUUACACCUGCCAACAGUGUAGAAAGAGUUUCACUAAAAAAGAAAGGCUUAAAAUCCACAUGAGAAUUCACACUGGAGAAAAUCCUUACACCUGCCAACAGUGUGGAAAGAGUUUUACACAUAAAGCAACAAUUAAUGGCCACAUGAGAGUUCACACUGGAGAGAAACCUUUCACCUGCCCUCAGUGUGGAAAGAGUUUCACAGUUAAAGGAAAUCUAAAUACUCACAUGAGGAUUCACACUGGAGAGAAGCCAUUCACGUGUCUACAGUGUGAAAUUAGUUUCACGUAUCUCAAACACCUGAAACGUCACUUGCAAGCUCAUUCUGGAAAGAAAUUGCAAUGUUCCUCAGUGUGA